CGUAAACGGAAGUAAACAGAGACCAAGAAGAACUUAAACGUUAGCGAUUUUAUUGUUGUUCUUUACGCGGUUAUUACCAAAACGGAAUUUAAAAUAUGACUAAUUUCACUACACAGCUUCAGAUAAUAGCUAAAUAUAGUAUUUAAAUCGAGUUGUAGAAAGGACUUUGUAGAUAGAUGUUAACUAGGUAAAGCGAGCUAGCUAACAGCUGCUAACAAUGGCUAACGGUAUGGUUUUUCACACUCAAAUAGCCUCCAUCAUGGAGGUUCUGGCGAAUGCAGCCGUGGCGGAGAUCUGUAAACUCGUAGACGAUGACUAUGCCGUGUUUCGUUUGGAAAUUUCUCAAAGCCAGAAAGAAAAUAGGGCAUUGCGAAGGAAACUACAGCUACUGGAACUGAAGGUGGCACGGGACCGCGCAGAAAGGACAAUGCGAGAGCGCGUCCUCGCCAGUCGUCCUAGUAGUGUCAAGAUCCUUGAUCGAUACAGAGGAAUGGCAAGAGGGGAAGGACAUCUCAGUGGAGGUCACAGAAGCUUUGUGAAGCCAGCUGAACACAACACAUGGAGCGAUGAUCCACCAGUCACUGAAGGGAGUGUAACUCCCAGCCAGCACGUCAUCGUAAUAGAGUCUGCAGAUGGCGACGCUGCCGAACCGGGAGGAUCGUCUCUGGUCAAGCCUGGAGCAGCGCCCCCUGUGGCCCAGGAGGACCUUGCCGACACUGCACCCCGGCCCAGGACCCGACACAGCAUCACGGAGGAUGGGAGUCCGGAGGUCCUCCUGGUCAAAGAGGAGGGCUGUGAGGAGUCUCUGGGGGAUCCUGAUGAGUCAAUGGUGGAGGAGGAGAACCAGACGGCGCCCCCCGAACCGGCAGAGGAGCCGGCGGAGCGGCGGGGGACGGCGCACGGUCUCCUUGAGUCCAGGGAGGUAGACUACGGGAAGCCGGAUCUGGUGCUCGUCAAGGAGGAGGCCAUGGAGGAGGUGCAAGACAACAUCGACCUGCUGAGUGGAUUAAAGAUGGGGGAGCAAGGCAGUUGGCUGGAGGGUAACAGAGGAGACUGGGCAGCCAUCUUGGAUUCCCAGACCCAGGCGGGUGCAGCUAAGGUCCCCGGGGACGAUCUCACUGAGCAGGCCAGGACCAGAGACGACAUAGUGGAGUCUGCGGGCCAAGAGGACCUGCUGAUAUCCAGUGUUGCUGCCAGGAGAGACUGGACAUCUGAGUCGACCGGUCACAAACCUUGGCCCCGGAUCCAGACUCUGGAUCCAGACCCGUCGGGCUUCCUCCCGGAGCCAGAGCCAGGACCCAACCGUGAUGUACAGCGACUCCACCACCACCACCAUCACCACCAGCCAGAACACGCCCAGUGGACAGGGGGGCUGAACAACCACAACCGAGGCUCCAGUGUGCAGCCGAGGACCUUCACCUCACAGCCUCACUCCAGGGAUGGAGCUGGGCACGGGGCUGACAGACCUUCCUGUUCGUACGAUACAAACUCUACAGUAUCCACGCUGAGCCGAGCAGGUCACCCCGGACUUCAGCCUUCACAGAGAGCUCCGGGAGUUCUCCGAGGUGGCAGUGUUUCGGGAGGAAUGUCGUCUCCUUCGGGCGCUCAACUAAUGGCUAGUGACUGGGCUCAUAGGAGGCCUGGACCUGAGCCCGGGUCUACCCUUCCUCAACUACCUCAGGUUCACCCAGGGAGUACCGACAGGGUCAGGUUAGGCGUUCACCACGAGAGGUACUUGGCCUCCAGUGUGGCACAAACCCCGAACUACACCCAGACGAUGGCUCGAGUCAUCGGCGCGCAACGGGGGAGGCCCAGCGUCCGGACAGACGCCGACAAGCCGUACGCGUGCCCCACGUGCGGGAAGCGCUUCGCAGAGGCGAACUACGUGAAGAAGCACCAGACUGUUCACACCAAGGAGAGGCCCUUCAAGUGCAAGCUGUGUUACAAGAGCUUCUCCUUCCUGAGUAACCUCAUCAGACAUAGGAGUGUCCACAAUGGAGAGAAUUUAGCCCAGACCAUGGUUGUCUUUGCAAGGACUCUGGCGUUUGUCCACAAGACGUGCUCGCAAGCCAGUCCAAAAAUGUCGGGUCGCCUUGCAUUCCAGACGCAGCUAGCUUCCAUUAUGGAGGUAUUAGCUAAUGCAGCCGUGGCAGAAAUUUGCAAACUCGUAGAUGACGACUAUGCGGUUGUAAGUUUGCAAAUGUCACAAUGCCAAAGGGAGAACAAAGCUCUGAAACGAAAGCUACAUCUUCUGGAGUUGAAGAUGGCCCGCGGUUACGCGGAGCGAAGGCUACGGGAAAGCGCAAUGAACAGCCGUCCCAACAGCAGAGUCCACAUCAACACAAACGAGAAAUUCAGAGGGUCGUCGUCAUCAAGUGGUGUCGUCUAUGACCGACAGCUGGAUCCCAUGGGUAUGUGGUCAGGAGGCCCUGGCGCUAACAACGACCACAGUAACAGCUCUCAGAUGCAUCCCAGCCCCAUCCAAGACGAGUCGUCAGAUCUGCAGCUCGUGGAGCCGGACUCUCUGCUGGUCAAAGAGGAGCGUAUGGAGGAUCCCCUGGGAGACACAGAAGGAGAUGACGUACCAUUGAUAAGAGAGGACGGAAUGGUUGAGUGUGGCCCUCGCGGAAGCGGCGGUAGAACCGGUCCCGGGGAAGCCCCGUCCCACCCACCCACCUCGGGCCAGGGCCCAGAGCAGCUCAGCCAGCCUCAGCAGCAGCAUCAAGGCCCCAGGAGCAGGCACCGUGUGGAGGUCAGUGGCUCCGCACCUCUCCCUCACCUUAAGUCUGACAGUGAACCCCAGCGCGCAGGACUGUUGCAUCAGCCCCACCCAGACCCUACUGAGUUUGACAUGUACGGUGCUGCUGGUGGUGAUGAUGACGGCCGAGGGGACGGCAUGGGCCCGCUGAGCUCGUUCUUUACCGACGGCGACCAGGCAGAGGUGGCCGGGACUGGGCGGCCAUCUUGCUCGUACAGCACGGUCGCGGAGGCCGCCGCCUCGUUUCAGUCCGGCCAUCGGCGGCAAGCUCCGCCCCCCACCUCGGUCACCAUCCACCGGCGUCAGGCCGGGAAACGGGAGGAGGUUCUGAAUGUCGACUCGGAGGAGGAAGGGGGGGAGCGGGUGGAUGAGUGGGACGGCGACGUCGCAACGUCGGGCGGAGGAGGCAGAUUCCACGGCGACCACGGCAACGUGGCCGGGCCGCCCCAGUCGCGCUCCGACGGCGCGAUGCCGUCAACGUCCGACGCCAACGGGUGGGCCCACGGCGGCAGGAACACCGGCUUCCCCCUGACCAGGGGUGGCAAGGUCCCGCACCGGACCAGCGCCCGCGAGAAACUGUUCAUCUGCAACUUCUGCGGCAAGGCCUUCAACCGGCCCAAGAAAGUGGAGAUCCACCAGAGGACCCAUACGGGCGAGAGGCCGUUCAGGUGCAACACCUGCGGGAAGAUGUUCUCGGAGGCCGGCAACCUGAAGAAGCACCAGAGGGUCCAUACAGGGGAGAAGCCCUUUCACUGUGAGCUCUGUGGGAAAGGAUUCGCCUGGAUACGCAACCUUAAGACCCACCAGGAGAGGAACCAUCCUGACGUUUACCCACCGGACAUGAGCGGAGACAUGAGCUUCACCUAGGGCACGGCCGAGGCCCGAAACUCGCCCGCUUUCCUCCUUAUACCUAAAACUAUAUCAAGUUUCCACCGAGUACUAGAAACCAAUUUGAUGUCUCUAGCCAGAAGGACCCAGCCGUAUGAUCCAAAAUGAGUCAUGGCGUAACCUAACAUUUGGUUAAGAACCAACAAACACUGCUCCAGGAUCUGUCAUUAUGAAUCACAACUCCUUAGUCUGUGUCCGAUAAGUGCAUGUAAAUAAUCUGGGGCAUGACGGGUUGCUUUGUUUAUGUGUACGUAAAAUAUGUCAUAUCAGCUGAUUUGAGGCCAGGUGACUAUUGGGGGAGGGGCUACAUUAGAUAAUCUCAUUAUUUUUGACAGUAUAUUCAUUCUCUAGUUAGCGAUAGUUGACUGUACCUGUGCUACAGUUCCAGUGUUUCCUUUACCAACUGGUUCUCCAUCAUUUAAUAUAGCGAGCCAAAAUGUUUCAACUUUUUAUUUCCAUGGCUGUUUUUUUGCAUGACUCUCUCUUUUGCAGUAGACAUGGUAAUCAAUAUAUUUGUAACAUUAAAUCACAAUAAAAUUACAGUAUUGAAUCGCGAAGCAUAUAGAGUUGUAAACAUCACCAUGCAUAUCAUAUUGGCAACCAAGUAUUGUGGUAAAAUAUUACAGUGCGGCCCCUGGCGUUUCCUAAACCUAGUAAAUAUCUAGUCCAAAAUAAGAUGGAGGUAUUUAUGGUUAUUGUUUAACAAAGGAUAGUUCUGGUUGAAGGCAUUGUGUGUCGAAUUGCUGCCACUUUCCUUUUGCACUAGAACGUUUUACAUUUGGCCCAGCAGCAAUUAAUGUUUUGUUUUAAACGUGUUUCAAUGCAAUUUAGACGGCGCAAUCCUUUUCACCCAAGUUUUCACUGCUAGUUUUCUCAAAUAAACAGAAAUGUAGGGGACUAUGUAGAAUUUUAGCGACCUGAAAAGAACAGAGGGAUUGUCCGUCACUGUGCUUGAUGGAUGUGCAAGUCUCUUGUUGACGUUGAUGGCGAGAGCGUUGCCGCCUCUGUUUGACAACCGAACACAGUACGGUUUCUGUUGUCCUAAACAGAGUCUGUAUUUUAGAAUCAGGGUUUGUAUCCAUACAGUUUAUGAAACACUAUCGUUCCACUAUAUUGAACAUAAAUAUAGAUGCAAAAGGGCACAAUUAAAAAGAUUUUUGCUAAGGUACGGUUCUGAUAAGGAAAGGAAAACAUUUCCCUACCACGAAUGUAAACACAUUUCUGCAUGUUUUAAAGAAAUAAUUACAUGAAAAAUAUUUUUUGCGAUGUUUUAGCUCAUGAAUCAUCAGACCAACUCUGUGUUUUACCCCCACUAUAUUACUGCAGAUAUUAAGGACAUUUUCUAUUAUUAUAAUGCAGUAUUCUACAUAUUGCUUCUACAAAUUUGUGUAAAUACAAUGUGGUUGAAAAGGUACUGUACAUACAAUGCUAUGGGAAUAUUUGACAUUGAUGACAUUAACUUUGUAAAUAAGUUUCUGAAUGCCCAUUUAUGAAGGAGUGGCAGUUUGUUAUAGUUACAUUACUUUAUCCCAAAAAGUCAACAUAUUACAUUGCUUCUUCUAAGUCAGUGUGUCAGACUGUAUUUGAGGUUUGUUUUUUGUGUUUAUACAUAUCUUCGCUGUCUGAUUUUAGGAAAUGCUAGCAAAUUUGGAUUUUUUUUUUGAAAGCAGUAACUCCCUUCAAUGUACUCUAGACAUUUCAUGAAUCUAAACCCAAGACAAAGUAUCCAAAACAGCUCAUGACAUUUCACAAUUGCAUGCUUGUGAAUAGAAAUCUCAAGUUUCGGUUUCCUGAAAUGUUUAUCUUUUGGAGAUACAUUUUCAUCAGACAGCGAUGAUAUGGAACUACUAUGAAUAAAGUACAUUCCUUACACUAAGGUUUCUGUCUUUAUUGAGAUUCAUAGUUAAUGGUGGUUUAUUUGGCAGGUUAAGGAAAAAAGGAGUGGACCUUUAACCAAACCAUUUACCAAAAAGGAAAACUACCCAGAGUUGCUUCAAAGUCUGUCAAAUGUCACCUAAGAAGCUCCAUGUCAAUUUGAAAUAUCCCUGCAACAACAACAACAAAAGUAU
Esox lucius (northern pike) is the source of this 5715-nucleotide messenger RNA. RefSeq lists its product as uncharacterized. Gene Ontology annotation, cellular component: nucleus. Bases 218 to 3625 code for a protein of 1135 amino acids. The record is from RefSeq and is a predicted model, not a curated record. NCBI's taxonomy places the organism in Eukaryota, Metazoa, Chordata, Actinopteri, Esociformes, Esocidae. The transcript is spliced from 12 exons.